UCGACCGCCGUCUCGGCGGAACAUCGACGCCGUUCUUCCAGACCCUCCCAGCAACGUCGAUCGAGAACGUUAUUCAAUCACGCGAUCCUGCUCCACUACUGUGGUACCCGGUAAAUGCUAGGCAACGAUGCUGAGUAGAGAACGCCCCUCAGAUACAGCGGCGGGAUCCCCAAAUCCAUCCGAGACGAGGCGGCGGAAAACCCGCAAAGGCACCCACAGCUGCUGGGAGUGCAAGCGGCGCAAGGUCCGGUGUUCGUACUCUAUCCCGUCGGACCCCUGUUGUAUCGGAUGUCGGAGGCGUGGCACAAGAUGCGUCAGCCAACAGGACGUUGAUGAGAGGACUGCAACAGCAUCGUCGAUAGGAAGUACAGAUCGACACUUGAGUGAUCGCAUGGUGCGUGUCGAGGCCCUGCUCGAACAGUUGGCCAGUCAAAUCGUCGAUGGCGGGAACAAGAAUUCGUUUGCUGGAAACGAGAAUCCAUCUGGUGGUAAUGGUUCAGAGUCGGAUUUGGCAACGUCGUGCUCGCCGCAAGAGAUGCAGUCAUUCGAGCACCUUUCGCCAAUGACAAUGAUAAUGGACACUCCAUUUCGAGUUACGGGGUAUGAGUCCGUCUCGGCCGCACUGUACGCUGCAUUGCCGCCUCGCGAGGACAUCCACUUGAUGAUCAAGGCAGGCCUCGAUGUCUCCCUCCAUAGACUCAUGACUCAUUCUCUCGCUGUGCUCUCCCAGUGUCCAGGCGGAUGGAGUGCGGGUCUGGCCGACAUGCCAAAUGCAGGGACACAUCCAACCCUACUUGCCAAGUAUAUGCUGAUCUUGGCCACGUGUCUGCAAUUUGCACAUCCAGAACUCCAUGCAGACGAGAUCCACCGUCUGUCAGAACCGCCGCGGCAGCUUAUGCGUCGCGUGGCCGACACAGCUAUAAGUCUGGUAACGAGCAAGGACGAAUUCCUCAACUCCGUCGAAGCGUUAGAGUGCGUCAUGCUAGAAUCCUUGUACUUGGCCAAUGGCGGCAAUCUUCGUCGUGCCUGGUUUGCUUGCAGGCGCGCCAUGGUGGUUGCACAGAUGCUUGGUUUGCACCGUGGCGAUUGUCAGCAGCCACCGCACCUAACGACUACAAGUCAGACCAUCGUUCCGAACUUCUUCUGGUUUCGAAUAGUCUGUACUGACCGCCAACUAUGCCUUAUGCUUGGUCUGCCGCAAGGCUCUUUAGACGUGUCCAUGGCCACUGAAGCUGCUCUUGCAAACGAUUCACCAUCGGGCCAAUUCGAGCGCAAGCAGUGCGUCAUUGCCUCGCGCAUACUCGCGCAUAACGAGAUGUCAGGUGUUGCUACUAAUGAUGACUUUACGGCUGUCUUGGAACUCGAUUCCGAGCUCCAACAAGCCGCAAACGAGAUGCCUGGCCAGUGGUGGCUGGUUCCAAACCUCGCCAGCUCGAUGCAAGAUAAAGAGAAGACGUUUUGGGAGAUGUUGCGUCUAAUUGAGCAGAUGCUUUACUUCAAUUUGCUCAACCUACUGCAUCUCCCCUACAUGCUACGAUCCAACAAACCCAGUGCAGAGGAGACUGAUAAGAAGUUCAAUUAUGAAUACAGCAAGAUGGCUAGCAUCAACGCAUCGCGCGAGUUGCUGACGCGCUUUAUUAUGCUCCGCUCUUUCAACCGCGUUGCUUUCUUCUGUCGAGCUGUUGACUUCUUCGCCAUCACAGCUGCAAUGACUUUAGUCAUCGCACACCUCGACGGGCACCGCAAGCAGCGACAACGGCAGUAUGAGGGAGGUGUGGCGGGAAUCAAUGUGCUUGCACAUCAGAGGAACGGCGACCGAGCCAUGAUGGAAAAGGUUCUCGAGAAUAUGGAGGGCGUUGCGAAGCUAAGCACUGAUGCUCUCAGUCAACGCAGCGCGAGUCUACUGAAAAGCCUGCUAGCUCUCGAGGUUGACGCUGCGGAGGGCAAACCCGGUGCCUCAGGAACAGAAGCUGGGCAUUCCCUCCAGCUCGGUAUUCCCUACUUCGGUACUGUCAGGAUUAGUAGCGACGGCGUAGUCGUAUCCAUGGAAUCUCCCCCGAGCUACACGACGGAACAGGUGGAUGGCUAUAGAGAUUUCAGCGUCCUACCAUCGGUGCAAACCCCGUUGGAUGGUAUGGCAGCAAUAUCUGCUACACCUCAGCAGACGCUACGCAUUCCACAAACUUUGUCUCCAGUAGUGCAUUUUCCUGAGCCAACGAUGCAGCAGUCGUUCGCGCCGCCAUAUCCCACCGCCAUCAACGAUGUCCUACAUCAGCAAUAUCUGUACCCCGGUUUGACAGCUGAUGCCGAUGAAUGGACAUUUCAAGGGGUCGACACGGUGUUCUUUCACAGUCUGAUGAGGGGGUUUGAAGGUGAAACUGUAUAUAACACUGGUCCUAUUUAGACUAAUUAGAGUUGUCUUCUGUGAUCUUGAAGGUGCAUUCGGAUAGAACUCAGAUUCUCACGUCAAUACUAGAUAGGUAGGUUACUUGAAAAAGUAAGAUUAUGCACUCAGCUAUCAGUUGAGCAUUCUACCUCAAGCUGAAGCUCAUGUUUGUUCGUGUCUCU
This is a messenger RNA of Dothidotthia symphoricarpi CBS 119687, 2568 nucleotides long. RefSeq lists its product as uncharacterized. Gene Ontology annotation, biological process: DNA-templated transcription; regulation of DNA-templated transcription. The record is from RefSeq and is a predicted model, not a curated record. NCBI's taxonomy places the organism in Eukaryota, Fungi, Ascomycota, Dothideomycetes, Pleosporales, Dothidotthiaceae. The coding region runs from base 128 to 2404 and encodes 758 amino acids. Gene Ontology annotation, molecular function: DNA binding; zinc ion binding; DNA-binding transcription factor activity, RNA polymerase II-specific. The transcript is spliced from 2 exons.